Messenger RNA from Adineta steineri, 1197 nucleotides. The record is from the annotation of a GenBank genome assembly. NCBI's taxonomy places the organism in Eukaryota, Metazoa, Rotifera, Eurotatoria, Adinetida, Adinetidae.
AUGGCUGAAGCUAUAGAAACAACAGAUCCUUGUGAACCGUCUCAUAAUCAAGUUAGUCUGCAUGAUUGGUCAUUGAAUUUGAGUCAACAUUUUCAUAAUGAUAAAUGUCAAAAUGUAAAUGUAGAAAAAGAAUUCAUAGGUGAAUACACUAUCGAUAAUAUUCCAUGUGAAUACUGUGAUGAACUAAUCAAUUUUGAUGAUUGGGAAAGACAUUCGAGACAAUGUGCUGAAACUGAUAAGCAACGAAUUGAAGAUAUAACUAAUCAUGGUUCAAAUAAUCUUAUUCCAUGUGAAUUCUGUUCUCUUCCAGUUAGUAUACAUGACUUGAUGGCACAUACGAAUAAAUGUGCUGAAGUUGAAAGACAGCGAAUUCAAAAUCUAACGAAACAUGCUGGCAACAAUCUCAUUCCAUGUGAAUAUUGUUCUAUUCCAAUUGACAUAGAUGAAUGGAAUUUACAUACGAAUCAAUGUGCUGAAUUUGAAAGGCAGCGAAUUCAAAAUCUAACGAAACAUGCCGAUAGUGAUCUUAUUCCAUGUGAAUAUUGUAAUAAAUCAUUCACUCUUCAGUAUAUUGAAAAUCAUCAGACUGAAUGUCGACAACAACUUGCCACAGUAUCGGAUGGUUUUAACGCUCACGCAUUUAACAGAGAUCUUACUUUUCCAGAAACUUGGAAUCAUUCAUCCCUAUAUAAUCUUUCUCGUUAUAUUCUUGAACCGACAUCCGAAGAAUAUAAAUUUGUUGCAAAUAAUUUUCAUAGAACAUUACCAUCAAACGAAAUUGUUCAAAUUGAACGAAUUCAAAAUCGACGUUGGUAUCGUCAAUAUGAUGCUCAUAGAGAUGAUUUUAUUGAAAGAUAUGGUAAAAGUACCGAACAAUGGUUAUUUCAUGGAUGUAAAUCUCAAUCAAUCGAUGCAAUUAUUAAUGAUUGUUUUAAUCGAAGUCAUGCAGUUCGUUAUGCCGUGGGUCAAGGUAUUUAUUUUGCAACUGAUGCUAGUAUAAGUCUUAAUUAUACACAACCAUCUCACAAUAAUACUAGACAUAUGUUUAUGGCGCGUGUUCUAGUUGGUAGAACAACUAAAGGUGAUCAAACAACGCGUAUCUGUCCACGUGGUUAUGACACAACGGGUGGAGGAACAGUUUUUGUAACCUAUCAUGAUGCUCAAGCGUAUGGCGAAUAUUUAAUCGCAUUUACAUGA